Porites lobata is the source of this 405-nucleotide messenger RNA. The record is from the annotation of a GenBank genome assembly. NCBI's taxonomy places the organism in Eukaryota, Metazoa, Cnidaria, Anthozoa, Scleractinia, Poritidae.
AUGUCAGAUGACGAAGCUGCUACCAAGGAAGACUCUGCGAGCCGAAAACGAAGAAGAAAAAGAAACAAAGGUUCAAAAUCUUGCUGUGAAGAAUGUUGUGAAUCUUGUCACAAUAUGGCGGCAUCAAUCGCAGAGAUGAAAGCAAAGCUUGACAGCGUGUUAAGCAGCAUUGAAGACAUCAAAGAACUAAAGCAAAAACAAACAAGCCUUGAGGAAAAUAACAAGCAAUUGGAAGCCAGUUUAGAAUUCGCUCAUACUUCUACUAAAGAGCUAAGGGAGAAGAUGGCCGUACAAGAUGAAGAGAUCGACGAGCUUAAGAAAGGUGUGAAGUCGUUAACAAACAAGCAGCGUAUGAAAAGGAAAGAGCAAUUAAGCUGGAAAGUAACAGUCGCCGCAACAACUUAA